CAUUGUCCAUCUGUACACUUAAGAAUAUGAUAAAUAAUCUUUGUAAACAUUACAUGUAGACAAAAGCACACAAAAGGGUCUGCAACAUCUGAGUUAUAUAUUUAUAUGAAAUAUAUAUUUACUUGGUGAUUGGUAGGUUAUAACUUCUCUGCAAGUCCCUUUUACAUGUUUUACUCAACUUCAUGAAGUGCGAUUGCCCAAACAGUAAGGGAAAUCUAGUUAAUGAUUAUGAAACUUUGCUCGCAUAUAAAUAAAUGCUGGCAUUCACUGUGAGGACAAAGACUAUGCUUGUAGUUUGGUGACUUACACUCCAUGUAACUAAGGUUUACCUGCUAAAUUUUUUUGUCUAAGAAAAUAUGGGUACUAUGAACGGACAGUUUUUCAAGGUGAUUUUGCCAGUCACCUUAACCAUUCUGCUGGUGAAUGUCAGAGUUGUUCAGAGUGGGAAGGUUCUUGUCUUUCCUGUGGAUGUUAGUCACUGGGUCAACAUGAACAUCUUGGUUGAAGCACUUCAUGCCAAAGGUCACAAUAUAACAGUCAUGAGGAUGGCAGACAGCUGGUAUAUCAAAGAGUUCUCACCUCACUACACUUCAAUAAAUCUCAAGUCUGCAGGGGGAUUUGGUGAAGACUUCCUCGAGACAUUUGCAUCCAGACUUAUGGCAAUUUUGAGGGAAGGUUCCAUCUGGGGUCGUCUAAAGCUUGAAGCAGAGGUGUGGCAAAGUACUUGGAAGAUGAUUGAAACAGAAAGUGUAAUGAUAGUCAACAUGAUUGAAGACAAGAAGCUAAUGCAGUUGUUAAAAGAUGCCAAGUAUGAUGUUAUUCUCACAGAUCCAACAAUUUUUGGAGGGGUCAUACUGGGUCAUUAUCUCAAACUGCCCAUGGUCUACAAUGCCCGUUGGACAAUUUACAGUGAAGCCCAUUUUGCAGUAGCUCCUUCUCCACUUUCUUAUGUACCUUUUCCAUCUCUGGAAUUAUCAGAUCGUAUGAGUUUCUUGGAAAGAGUAUGUAAUGUAGUAAUGUACACCAUAAUUGAAAUAGGGGCUGCUUUGAUGAUUGCUCCAAUUAAUGAUGCACUCGCUGAACGGUUCAUUGGCUCAGGAACAUCCUACCUUUCUUUAGUUCAGGGAGCUGAUCUGUGGCUCCACAGAGUGGAUUUUGUUUUUGAAUAUCCACGUCCCACUAUGCCAAACAUUGUCUACAUGGCAGGAUUUCAGUGCAAGCCAUCAAAGCCUCUCCCACAAGAUCUGGAGGACUUUGUUCAGAGUUCUGGUGAUCAUGGUGUCAUCAUCAUGUCUCUGGGAACUCUUAUUGGUCAGCUUCCUGAAGAUGUGGCCGAGGCAAUUGCUGAAGCUUUCGCAGAACUUCCACAGAAGAUCGUCUGGAGGUACAAAGGAAAGAGACCAUCUGCACUAGGAAACAACACCUUAAUGAUGGACUGGAUGCCUCAGAAUGAUCUUCUGGGUCAUCCCAAGACCAGAGCUUUUGUGGCACAUGGAGGAACCAAUGGAGUUCAAGAAGCCAUCUACCACGGGGUGCCAAUCAUUGGAUUUGGCCUGAUUUUUGACCAGCCUGACAAUCUUGAAAAAAUGAGAGUGCGAGGUGCAGCGAAGAAUGUAGACUUUGCCACAAUGGAUAGGCAGUCCUUCCUUAAAACGGUCAAAGAGGUUCUUGGUGAUCCCAAAUAUCGGGCGAACAUGCAGAGACUCUCAAGGCUUCACAAAGAUGUUCCAGUGAAGCCUCUGGACAACGCCAUCUUCUGGAUUGAGUUUGUUAUGAGACACAAAGGUGCCGCUCACUUGCGCACGGAGUCGUACAAAAUGCCUUGGUACUCUUAUCACUCUGUUGAUGUUAUUCUGGUGCUGAUUUCUGCUGUGUCACUCUUAAUCCUGACCAUUUAUGCAGUUAUCAGAUAUUUCUGCUGCAGAAUGUGCAUGAGAAAAACAAAAAGCAAACAUGAAUGAUAUUUUUAUUUUUCAUUUUAGUAAAUUACAUUAACAACAUUUUUAAUUUGGUGGGUUAUACAGCAUGGUGUGCAUUCUGUGACAAAUCUGCACUUGAGAGCAUAGACUUACGUGGAACUCUUUUGUUAUACAAUUAUAGAUCUUUGCUGAGGUGCAUUGGUACAAUUUAUGUGUACAAAUUUCUUUUAGAUUAGAGACUUUAUCAACAUACAUACAGUGGCAAUUGUGUAUAUACAGAAUACAACUAAUAAAAACAACUCAAAGUUUUAUAAUUUGGUCAAAGCUUACGUUAUCUCUUAUUUACUGAUUACAAUGCAAUCUAUCAUACAGAAAAUUAGAAGAAGCAAUUUCUUGAAGAAUAAAAACAUUGAGAUAAUAAAAUGACAGCCCAGAUUCUUGAUCUAAACCUGUUGGCUAGCUACAUAAGCACUUAGACUAAUCUUACAA
This is a messenger RNA of Danio aesculapii, 2408 nucleotides long. Its product is annotated as UDP-glucuronosyltransferase 2C1-like. Gene Ontology annotation, molecular function: UDP-glycosyltransferase activity. The record is from RefSeq and is a predicted model, not a curated record. Bases 357 to 1961 code for a protein of 534 amino acids. The transcript is spliced from 2 exons. NCBI's taxonomy places the organism in Eukaryota, Metazoa, Chordata, Actinopteri, Cypriniformes, Danionidae.